AUGGAGAAAGACGAUGAAAUGAGGUUGACUCAUUGUUUUUGGGCGGAUGCCACGACUAGGAAGUCAUACCAAUAUUUUGGGGACGUAGUGGUUUUUGAUACAACGUACAACCCAAACCGAUACCGUAUGAUCUUUACACCUAUACUAGGGGUUAAUCACCACAGGCAGACUACGCUAUUUGGGUGUGGGCUUUUAAGUGAUGAAUCGAGUGAAUCUUUUGAGUGGCUAUUUAAAGAAUGGUUGAAAGCAAUGCCAGGAGGCCCACCCAAAAUGAUCAUAAUUGAUCAGGAUCUGGCGAUGACAAAGGCAUUUGCUAAUAAUUCUGAGAGCCCUGAAGAGUUUGAGGCUAAAUGGGCAGACGUUGUACACAAAGCCAACCUAUCCUCCAAUGAAUGGUUGAAAGCCAUGUAUGAAAUCCGUGAGAGAUGGAUUCCGACAUAUAUGAAACACAUGUUUUCCACCCACAUGACUAGUAGUCAAAGGGCUGAGAUUUCUCAUUCUUUCUUCAAGAAGUAUGUUUCGUUAAAUAAUUCAUUGUACGACUUUGUCACGCGGUUUGCUACGGGGCUUUCUCACAUACGGCAUAAUGAAUUGGACUUGGAUCAUAAAGAUCUCAAUGAGAAGCCACAACUGAUAACAUCAUUUCCCAUGGAGUCUACAAUGAGUGAGUUGUAUACAUUGGCCAUAUUUCACAAGUUUCAAGAUGAACUCUUUCAAAUUGGGGGAUACAUGGUUAAGAUGACACAUGAGGAUGAACACUAUUUUUUCUACACUGUUGAGAGGGCAAAGAAUUCCAUGUCGGCAUUUGUUGGAUUACUACAAUAG
Molecule: messenger RNA, 825 nt
Organism: Rhododendron vialii
Lineage: Eukaryota; Viridiplantae; Streptophyta; Magnoliopsida; Ericales; Ericaceae
Product: protein FAR1-RELATED SEQUENCE 5-like
Exons: 3
Coding region: 1-825 (274 amino acids)
Biological process (GO): regulation of DNA-templated transcription
Source: RefSeq, a predicted model, not a curated record